CUGAUAGAGCAUCCCGACUCUGAGUCACCUCCCGACCUGGCCCGUGCGAGAGGCUACACGGUGGAAGUGGAAUACGAGGACGUAACCUCGGGCCUUCCUUUGCCAGCCGACUGGGACCAGUAUCUGGCGCUGCUUUCCAAGAAAGACAGGCACGAGCUGCGCCGGAAACUGCGCCGUCUGGACACGCAGACCGAAUGGCGCUGGGUCUGCCAUACGAACCCCGACGCAGUGAUGGAAAACUUCGAUACGUUCCUGGCUUUGAUGCGGAUGAGCCGGACCGACAAAGAGGAGUUCAUGACUCCGGAGCGCGAACAGUUUUUCCGCGCUCUCGCACGUCGGAUGGCGGAGUUGGACCGCAUCCGCCUGUUCAUGAUGGAAAUGGAUGGCUCGACGGCCGCAGCCAGCUUGUGCUUCGACUAUGGCCAGGAACGCCUGUUGUACAAUAGCGGAUAUGAUCCGGACCUUUCCUAUUACAGCGUGGGGCUGUUGCUCCACGCCAUGGCCAGAGCCAUACAAGGCGCAUCUUGGCGGUCAGCAGAAGAGUCUUUACAGAAUGGUGGUGAAGCGAGCUUGAGCCUCGAGCGAGCAGCGUUUAUUUCGUUCCACGCCUGCCCUCUGGCGGCGCCUGGACAAGGCAAGUCGGGGGGGAUGAACGUGUAUGUCCGGGAACUUUCCAGGGCCAUGGGAGACUCCGGCAUUCCGGUUGACAUCUUCACCAGAGAGCAUGAGGGAGUUCAGGAAAAAGUAGCGUGGAUCGCCCCAAAUGUGAGGGUCAUCCACCUACCGGGUGGACCCAAUGAGGCAGGGGUGGCUGAGCUUUUCGUUCAUCUACCCCGUUUUUUGGAAGAAGUGCAGGCGUUCCGCGAGCAGGAACGCCUGGAGUAUGACAUAGUUCAUUCUCAUUACUGGCUUUCGUCUUGGGUGGGGCAACGCUUGGCCAAGGGAUUGGGCAUUCCGCACGUGGUUACAUUCCACACCCUUGCCCUGAUCAAGAUGCAAUCUCGCGCCGGGGAAGUAGAGCCUGAUGAGCGUGGGGAGGUGGAACGGGAGGCGAUGCUGAAUGCCGAUCGCAUAAUCGCCUUCAGUGGCCACGAAAGAGAUGCAAUGGCCAGGCUUUACGGCGCUGACCCCUCACGGGUGAUGCUGGCGCCCUGCGGGGUCGAUCUGACAAAAUUCCGCCCCAUGGACCAGAAAGAAGUCCGGCGCAAGCUGGGGCUGAACGGAGAAAAACUCCUUCUCUACGUCGGCCGAGUGGAGCCCUUGAAGGGGCUAGACCUUCUGGUGGAGACCGCGGCGCAGAUGGAGGCAGAAGGGGAAAACGUACGGAUGAUGGUAGUGGGCGGAGGCGGCCCCGGAGAACCCGAGACCGACCGAGUCCGACGUCUCGCCGAGGAACGCCAUGUGGACGACUUGAUUGAAUUCGUGGGCCGGGUCGACCACGAUGAACUACCCCUUUACUACAAUGCCGCCGAUGUCUGCGUGGUGCCUUCCUACUACGAAAGCUUUGGGCUUGUUGCACUCGAAUCGAUGGCUUGCGGAACACCGGUGGUGGCAACACGGGUUGGAGGUCUGCCCACCCUGGUGCAUCACGGCCACACGGGCUAUCUCAAGUCUUGGCGAUGCCCAGAGGCUUUUGCCAACUCCGUCGAGAUGAUAAUCUCGAGCGAGCGUCUUCAGGAAAGCUUGGGAACUGCGGCGAGGCGCCGGGCUGAAAUGAUGAGCUGGCCCAAUGUCGCUUCCAUGAUUUCCGAUGAAUAUCGCGCGCUAAGUACCGCCGGGUAA
Messenger RNA from Geodia barretti, 1782 nucleotides. Lineage: Eukaryota; Metazoa; Porifera; Demospongiae; Tetractinellida; Geodiidae. The record is from the annotation of a GenBank genome assembly.